AUGACAACUUUUCAGGAUAAAGGAAAUUUGCCCGAUGCGAUACAAAAUGAUUGUAAAAAGUGCACGCAGACACAACGCGAGGGAGCGGAUCAAGUGAUGCACUACAUCAUAGACCACAGAUCUGCCGACUGGGGUAAAUUAGAGGAAAAGUACAAAUCCGACGGCACUUACAAGAAAAACUAUUUGGAAAGCAAAGAGAAGUCUGAAGUCAAGGAAACAUUGACGACUAAAGCGGAAGACCACAAGACCGAGAGCAAAACGUCGGCGGAGAACAACGAUCAGAUUUAAAACUAUAGAGGGUUCUUUUGUACGCAUUUCUUAACAUAACAAUUCUUUACAAAUACCGAAACAUAGCACUACAAAAGUGAACGCAAUCAUAUCUUGGGAACACAUGAUAAAAAAUAUCUGUUGAGAAAUUCUUAAAAUGCAUGCAGAAAAGCUGACUGCCAUAUAAAUCGUAAAUACUUUC
Molecule: messenger RNA, 469 nt
Organism: Hyposmocoma kahamanoa
Lineage: Eukaryota; Metazoa; Arthropoda; Insecta; Lepidoptera; Cosmopterigidae
Product: putative odorant-binding protein A10
Exons: 3
Coding region: 1-288 (95 amino acids)
Source: RefSeq, a predicted model, not a curated record